This is a messenger RNA of Coregonus sp. 'balchen', 3347 nucleotides long. The record is from the annotation of a GenBank genome assembly. NCBI's taxonomy places the organism in Eukaryota, Metazoa, Chordata, Actinopteri, Salmoniformes, Salmonidae.
GGGGAGGAGGUGGGGGAUGAUGAGGAUGAGGAGGACCUGUACGCCCCGCUGGGUGUAAAUGAUGAAGACUAUGACACCAUCUUGACCUCCAGCGGCGCCGUUGUUAUUGCUAACAGACCACCAGCGCCCACGCCCCGGCCCGAGACCACCCCUGUCAAAGAGGACAGCACCCCCUUUAUAGCUCAAGGUAGGACUAGACCUCUGGGUUGUGUUCAACAGGCACGAAACAGGAGAAAACGGAUUGAGAUAGAGAAGGUCCUACAUUAACUUGUCCAAUGAGAACGAUCAUUGUCUUUUUCCGUUUCAAAACGUUGAACUACAUUGUGCCCUAUUGAACUUGACCUUGGGUUGCUGGUAUGUUUAUGCUGUGACUGGUGAGUAUUGCGCAUGAGUGAUAGAAGAUCUCAUCAGGUGCCAGUGCAAUGCAACACAUUGUUUUUGUAAACUUCAAGGGAAGUUGGUUGCUAGUCCCAGACAGUUGAGUCUGAUGAUAUGCACUAAAUAUUUCCUCAACCAACAGGGGAAUAUGUAGCAGAUGUGAAACUAGCAUGUGAGGACCGCUAAGACAAAGACAGAACUGACUGUUACAAAUACACAGAUCCAGAUUCGCUGGCAUGGGAUUCUUAAAUGUUCAAUUUGAGCUGUGUAAAUAAUACAAGAGGAUGAAGCUACUGAUAUUAAGGGUUUAUAAAUAAUUUAUGUUUUCUUGAUUUCUUUCUUUCUUGUCUGCCAAAAAGACAUUGCCUUUCAUUCCAGUUCUCUUUUCCCUCUCUUUGAACUGUGGACUGGAUCCUAAACUCUCUCAGUGCUUUGUGGGAAAGGUGAUAACUUGGUUGGGGUUGGACAGGAGGAAAUGUUAUGUCUUGGUCAUUAGUCUUUGUUGUGCACUGUAAGGGAGUCAGGUCGUGGCUGGUCCUCCGAUCAAUUAUAAGGGUUAUCUGUCCUACUUGAAGACUCUUGAAAACAUGCAAUUCCAUAAGCAACACUAACUGCCAAUCUGCAGUAUAACGGGCCCAAAAGUAUUUAUCUUGGUAAUGAAUGUGAUGUUAUUGUGUGAACCACCACUUCUCCCCGAGCUUUCAGCCCUGCCCAUAGAACCUGAAGCCUAGCAAAAGCAGAUUACACUGCAUCACAAAUGUCUCAAUAACAGAAGCCCAACUACUGUGCCUGGGCCACAUUCUGCAACCAAUCUGGGCCAUUCUCGGGUCAAGCCAGCAGCAUCGGUCAUUACACGUGUUUUCCAUUGUUCAUGUUCCCCGACAUGAGACAACAGAGCAUGGGAGAGAACGCGUAGGGGAAUCCAGAGAUUUCCAAGCAUUAAUACAGUGGAGUCUUUCAACCAUGCACUGAUCAUAUUGCCUCCCCCCACUAGUGAAUGCAUCACAGUGACUUAAAGACAUGCUCCGGUACUUUUUUAAACCUCCGGCUUUGGGCAGGAUGUGUCAAUGUGUAGUUCAUAUAUGCAUAAUCUAUGAGCAGAAUUACCUCAAUUAGCCACGAAAUCUCUAGUUUGAAAGUGCCUGUUUUCUUGAAGCUGUGCAGUGCCAUUUACCCUACAUUUUCUCCCACGUGGGCCAGCUCCCUAGCAAUUUGAGUUCUAGCCAAUUAACUGUAGCCCCUCGCAUUUGAGUGAGAGAGAGAGAUGACGUGGUGCACAUAUGUGAUGUAGUACGCAAUUUUUGGGGACCACUUUUGGCUCGUGAGGGCUACUUUCAGAUCUACUGUAUACAAAAAAAGUAUACAACAGUACCGGAGAAUCUCUUUAAAGAAAUGCCUGAUUUAAAGAAACUGGAGGAGGGUUGGAGUGGAGGAUUAGGGACUUUGCCUAGUGCUUGAGUGCACUGCACAGCUAGAAGUAAUGGACAGAAGUUUAGUUUUUUACCUGCCGUUCUGACUGGUAAGAUUAUUGUAGUCAGUAUGUGGAGGAAGGAUAAUUAGUGUAUGAGGGAGUGUCUGCAUCUGAAAUGGCAACCUAUUAUCUAAAGAAGUGCACAACAUAGCAAAUGGGGUACCAUUUCAGUUGUAACCUAUGAGUGUGUUAGUGGGUACAGUACAUGUGGGUAUGCUUGUGUGUACAAGUGGGUGGGUAUAUCUUCAGGAGGGAAAUGAAACUUUGAAAUCUGAGGAGAUGACUGGGCCAGAACCCUAAAGAGUCUCCAUUAUCCAUCACCCUGUCAACACCAUAAGUGCAGAGAAGUGGCUCCCUCAGCUAAAUAAAGCAACAUAUCAUUCUAAGUACUUACUAGCCAAUCGAUAGCAUUGAGUGUAUCCUUCAGUUGGAUUCAAUUCAGCUUCAUGGAUCUGUAUGUCUUUUACCAAACCUUGGAAGAAGGCUAUUUUAUCGAAAAUAAAAUGUACAUAAUACAUACUAGUACGAAUUUUACUCUGUCAUUCACUUUAGAGUAAAUAUUAUAAUGUAUCAGUUUGUACAAAUAUGCAGUUGUGCAGCCUAUUUGUGUACAUUGACUAGUCUACCUCUGUGCUAUUUGUUUGUAAAUGGCGCCAUCUUGUGGAAUAGCAUGAAAUAGUAGACUCAUUAAGGGUAGAGGGGAAAAAACACAUCAUUAGCAUUUGUAGUGUCAGUUCAUCACGUCUGUAUUGUCUCUGAUGACAGCGUGUGUUUUGCAGUGUUCCAGAAGAAGAUGUCACAGAGCGAUACUGAAACACUGUAUUCUCUACCCACUAAGCAAGGUAAGGCCAGGCAACAGUCAUAAAGUAUAUUUCUGUAGGUCUGCAUUUACGGUUGAAUAGGUCAGUGAUGCAAAGUAUAUGGAGCAAUGUUGAUUCAAUCAUUUUAAUGGCACUAUCAUUCCAUAAGUAUAGUCUAUUGACAAGUUCUGUCAAACUGGAAAAGGAUUUGUUACUGUACAUCUGGUGGAAAGGGGUUGAUUUAAAUCUCCCUGCCAUUCUGUUAUUCUGUAGCACGCGGGCGAGAAAACAUCUCCUCCACAUAUGACACGUUUGUGCCCAACCAGCCACCUGGGCUGGAGCAGCUGAUUGAGCUACAGGAGAAGGUGAAGAGCGGGUCUCUCAGUAUGGACGAGGCUCUGGAGAGGUUUAGUGACUGGCAGAGGGUCCAGAAGGGAAUGGACGCCAUUCAACAGGUAAUAUUGUGGGGAAAUUAGUCUGUGUUUUAAGACCAUUCUCAUUAGGAGUAGUGCCAUCAACCAUAAAAUGUAGACUCAAUAAUAUGACAUCAUCAUACACAGUGGGCCAAGUUCCUGCUGACAGAUGUCAACAACAACAGAAUACAAGACUGGAACUAUUGGCUCUUCCCAAAGUGGGCAUGCCUUAGCCUGAAAGUCAGUCUGUUUGUGCUAUCAUACAUCAAGCUAGCAUGCCUCUAG